This is a messenger RNA of Onychostoma macrolepis, 1201 nucleotides long. It is a transcript of the gene uts2d, whose product is annotated as urotensin 2 domain containing. Gene Ontology annotation, cellular component: extracellular region. NCBI's taxonomy places the organism in Eukaryota, Metazoa, Chordata, Actinopteri, Cypriniformes, Cyprinidae. Gene Ontology annotation, molecular function: hormone activity. The record is from RefSeq and is a predicted model, not a curated record. Bases 655 to 1014 code for a protein of 119 amino acids. Gene Ontology annotation, biological process: regulation of blood pressure; blood vessel diameter maintenance. The transcript is spliced from 5 exons.
AAUAAUUUGAAAUAUAAUUUAUCAUUAUUUUAAAGAAAUAUUUAAUUGCAAUUAUAUAUGAAUAUUUAAUUGUAAUUACUUUGUCAAUGAUGUUAUGGAACUUGUAAAAAAGCUGUAAUAUAAAAAAUAAAAAAUCUGACAAAAAAGAAAUAUUAUUUAAACACAACACGUUUGUUAAUUAUAGAUAUGGGUCUCAACGUUUUAAGCCUUUAUCCAACUAGAGUUUCUAUAAUCUGUAAAAGCCACCAUGACAUUAUAUCAUACAUAUAACAUCCAUCAUUAUACUGUUUCUUGUUAUUCUGGACACUGACUCGCAUAUACUUUUAGUUAAAUUAAAAGAAGAAUGCCAGGAACAUUUUACCAUCCCCAGAUGAAUGAUACCCAGUAUUGUCAGUGAUUUACUCUUGUUCUAACAUACACCACCGCUGAUUGAUUGCCCGUCGCUGGCCCUGAGACCACGCCAGAACAUCAGUCCCAGCUGUCACGGACCCUCUUUUAGAUACAGAACGUACCCCGUCACACUUUUGAUUUACAGCGAUGACACAUCCUCCCGUCUUCACACCUGAUUAAAAGUAUCCCAUCUGAUGAGCCUCCAGCAGAAGCGCCUUUGGUCAGGCAGGAGCAAACACGCACCAGGAUCAUUCCCUCAGUGCCAUGGACAGACUAUCCUCAGGAAGUCUUCUUCCACGACUUGCUUUUUUACUUCUGAUUGGUGCUCUCAACGUUCAUACAAGAAGCCUUGCAAGUCCAGUCAGCCGGGUUUUCCAUUCAAAGGAUGAUUCAGACAUCCAGAACCAGAUUUUGGCAUUUCUGCUACGAAAAAACAUCAUGCCUGUGCAAGAAAAGGAUGUAAUAGGACUCGAGCUGGCCAGAAAAAUCGCAGAGCUGCAGGAGCUUGCGGCCCUUCAAGAGGAGCUAAAUGUAGAAAGAAAAUUGGUGUCAAACGCAAUAGAAAAAGAGAGAUCGAUGACCAGCAAAAGAGAUGAUGCCUGUUUCUGGAAAUACUGUGUUUGAGGAUCUUAAAGUGAAGAACCAGGGGCAAGAAAAUCUGCAAAAUCAUCUAAUGCCUUAAGAUGUGUCAAACGAGCAGAACUUUUUAAGAUAUGGAAUUAUAUGUAUUCAUAAUGUAUCAUGAUCGUUAUAAUGUAUUCAUGACUUUACUCUUAUAACAAAAAUGUAUUUUAUGUAAAUAUCAUAUCAA